Megachile rotundata (alfalfa leafcutting bee) is the source of this 3327-nucleotide messenger RNA. It is a transcript of the gene MetRS, whose product is annotated as methionyl-tRNA synthetase 1. Gene Ontology annotation, molecular function: ATP binding; methionine-tRNA ligase activity. NCBI's taxonomy places the organism in Eukaryota, Metazoa, Arthropoda, Insecta, Hymenoptera, Megachilidae. The record is from RefSeq and is a predicted model, not a curated record. Gene Ontology annotation, cellular component: cytosol; aminoacyl-tRNA synthetase multienzyme complex. Gene Ontology annotation, biological process: methionyl-tRNA aminoacylation.
AAUAAGUAUCAUCAAUGAAAAGUUGAUAUUGAAUUUUCAAUUGUUAUAAGAUGUUGAACAGAUUGGCAAUCUGCUAUACAGAAGUCCACGGCAUCAGUUUCCAGACUGCAUUUACUUGUCGCUCACAUGUGUUGGUUGUGUGCUGAACAUAUUUUCAUUUAUUUAUUGUGAAUAUUUAUUAAUUUAUUAAUAAAAAUGAUCAUUUCAACGAACGAAGAUAACCCAAACGCGUUAAAAUUAAUAAUUGCAGCUAAAAUAGCCCAACAGUCUGUUACUGUUAAGACAGUACAACCCAAAGCGAGCUUUUUGGGUCGUUUACCUACUGUUGAACUACCAUCUGGAUUAGUGUUAUUUAGCACUAAUGCAGCGUUGCAGCUUUUAGUACCUCCAUCUAAAGAUUCAAACAUUCUUAUUAAUAAGUGGUUGGAAUGGGAUAUUUCUAAGUUGCAGCCAGCUGUAGUGCUGUAUGGUAACACAGGAACUUAUAAAACUACAAGUAAAUCAUGUUUAUGGUCUCUGUUGGGAGAACUUGACAAGGAAUUAAAAGAAAAAAAGUACUUAAUUAAGGAUCAAAAUGAUUUGUCAUUGGCAGAUACUUGCAUUUGGGUAACUGUGUGGUCUACUGUAUUAGUUACAGAAAUUGAAAAAGAAUUAUCUAAAGAAUAUGUAUGUCUUAAAAAUUGGUUAAUCAAUAUUGAAUUACUGCCAAUUAUUCAGGAUUCUAUUAAAGAAUACAAAUUUGAAAGAGGUGUAAAAGCAAUUCUUAGUAUUCAAGCUGCAUCUUGGUUUCCUGUUAUUAGUUCAUUAAACUCACAGUCAACUAAACCAUUACCAAGUGAUGUUAGUCCUACUAAGGAAAAAGAAAUGGAAGCAGUUAGUCAAGAAGAGAUACACAAUAUUGCAAGUAAUUGGUCUUCUAAGUCAUAUCCAGAUAUGAAAAAUUCUCCCUAUCCUGUGUUGCCAAAGAAAGGUGAAAGAAAUAUUUUAAUAACAUCUGCGUUACCUUAUGUUAAUAAUGUUCCUCACUUAGGAAAUAUUAUUGGUUGUGUACUUUCUGCUGAUAUUUUUGCUAGAUACUGUAGACAAAGAAAUUAUAAUACCCUUUUCAUUUGUGGAACUGAUGAAUAUGGUACUGCUACAGAAGCUAAAGCUUUAGAAGAGAAAACAACUCCUCAAGCCAUUUGUGACAAAUUUUUUGAUAUACAUAAUGACAUUUAUCGAUGGUUCAGCAUAGGAUUUGACUAUUUCGGUCGCACUACAACGCCUGAACAAACAGAAAUCGUGCAAUCAUUUUUCUUAAAAAUAAAAUCGCAAGGGUAUAUAUUAAGUGAAACGGUAGAUCAACUUCUUUGCGAGUCGUGUAAUAGAUUUUUAGCAGAUAGAUUUGUGGAAGGAAUAUGUCCGCGAUGUAAAUAUGAAGAUGCACGCGGUGAUCAGUGUGAUGGAUGUGGUCAUUUAGUGAAUGCAACAGAUUUAAUAUCACCGCGAUGUAAAGUGUGUAAUAAUAGACCUGUCGUUAAGAAAUCGGAACAGUUCUUCCUAGAUUUACCUAAGUUAGAAAGUAAGUUAAAAGAGUGGUCUCCCACGGUGGAAAAAGGGUGGUCUAGUGUUGCAAGAGUCGUCGCGAAACCAUGGUUACGCGAUGGGCUUAAGCCUCGAUGUAUCACAAGAGACUUGAAGUGGGGAAUACCUGUUCCAGUAAAAGGUUUUGAAAACAAAGUGUUUUAUGUUUGGUUCGAUGCACCCUUUGGAUAUAUCAGUAUUACAAAGAGAUAUACUAAGGAAUAUGAACAGUGGUGGAAACCUAAAGAUGUUGCAGUUGAUUUAUAUCAAUUCAUGGCAAAAGACAAUGUUCCAUUCCAUGCUAUCAUGUUUCCUGCUUAUUUAUUAGCAGCUAAUGAUGGUUACAUUUUAAUGAAGCAUUUAAUGGCAACUGAAUACUUGAAUUACGAAGAUACAAAGUUUUCAAAAUCAAGAGGCAUUGGUGUCUUUGGAAACGAUGCUAGAGAAACUGGUAUACCCGCCGAUGUUUGGCGAUUUUAUCUUGCAUAUGUUAGACCAGAAACUCAAGAUUCCAAUUUCAACUGGAUAGAUUUAGCAUGCAAAAAUAACAAUGAAUUAUUAAAUAAUUUUGGAAACUUUGUUAACAGAGCCUUAGUGUUCGCUGAAAAAUACUUUGAAUCUUACAUACCACCAAUGACACUUCAAGAAGAGGAUUUAAUAUUAUUAGUAUUGGCACAACGCGAAUUGUCUUCGUACAUACACGCUUUAGAACAAGCUAAAUUACGCGAUGGUUUAAAACACGUUUUAGCAAUUUCAAAACACGGAAAUCAGUACAUGCAAUUCCAAGAACCAUGGGUCAAAAUUAAAGGAACCGAUAGUGAUAAGAAAAGAGCCGGAACAAUCAUUGGUAUUUGCUGCAAUUUAGCGUGUCUCUUAUCAGCUCUUUUGGCUCCGUUUAUGCCUAACGCUGCUCGCGAAUUAAGAACUCAAUUAGGAUUGGAUGCCAGCAAUUAUGGUUACAUUCCUGAUAUUAUCACAAACAUACUUCCGGCGGGACAUAAAAUCGGUAAACCAUCUCCUCUGUUUAAAAAGAUAGAGGAUAAAGACGUAGAAGCAUUGCGGCAGAAAUAUGCUGGAAAGCAAGAGUCUCAAAACAACACACAAAAGAAUAAUAAUAACGACGUGAAAUCUUUAGAAGCUGCAAUUGCAGAACAGGGUAAUAAGGUCAGAGAAUUAAAAGCAAAACACGAUAAAACUAUUUGGCAACCUGAAGUGCAAAUUCUUUUAAAUUUGAAGAAAAAACUUACUAAUCUCAUCAGUGGAGAAAAGGAAAGUAAAUCUACCGAGUCACAACCAAAAAAUAAGAAACCUGAGGUGGUAUUUGUACCUGAACAGAAUGGAGAUGCUUUGACGGAUGUGGCAAGUUUGGAAUCAGCCAUCGCUAAGCAGGGCAACCUUGUACGCGAAUUGAAAGCUAAAGAGCAGAAGUCGGUGUGGCAACCUGAAGUGGAAAAGUUAUUAACGUUUAAAAAGCAGUUAGCCGAUCUCACUGGGACAUCUCCAGCUCCGACUGAUAAAAAGUCGAAAAAGAAGAAAUAAAUUAAUUGCUAACUUAGGCGCAUUCAACCGGGCUGAUACUACUGCCGCCGAGUAAUAAUUAUACAGGAGUAAGCCGAAGAUCAAAGUGUGAAGAAAAGCAACACGACCUGCAUAUUUACUGCUAUCAUUAAAUGGCAGCCCUGGAAAAUUGGAAUUUAUUAUAUUAAAACUGUGAAAUAAAUUUCUUAAAGAAUACCUUGUUGACAUAGUGCGGCAACAAUAAUG